Heterostelium album PN500 is the source of this 642-nucleotide messenger RNA. Its product is annotated as mitochondrial inner membrane protease ATP23. The record is from RefSeq and is a predicted model, not a curated record. Gene Ontology annotation, molecular function: metalloendopeptidase activity. Gene Ontology annotation, biological process: mitochondrial protein processing; mitochondrial proton-transporting ATP synthase complex assembly. Gene Ontology annotation, cellular component: extrinsic component of mitochondrial inner membrane. The coding region runs from base 1 to 642 and encodes 213 amino acids. NCBI's taxonomy places the organism in Eukaryota, Evosea, Eumycetozoa, Acytosteliales, Acytosteliaceae. The transcript is spliced from 3 exons.
AUGAUAUUUGAACAUCUUAAGAAAAGAUUGAUUAAAGAGCAAUCUUUAAAUAAUACAAUUAUAGAAAAUGAUGAAAAUAAUAAUAAUGAUAAAAAAUUACUUUUUUCUAAAGAUGAUUUAUUAAAACCAACAAAGAGUGCUUUCAUAGAACCAAAUAAUAAAGAAUGUGAAAGAGUUGUAACAAAGACAUUAAUGGAAGAAAUGGUAAAAUUAGGUUGUCUACCACCUGUCAUCAAAUGUAAACCAUGUAAAGAAGAAUCAUUCGGUUAUUUCGAACCUGGAAGUGGUUUAACUAUUUGUAAUAAUAUAAAAACAUAUUCAGUUACAUUGAGAAAUACGAUAUUGCAUGAGAUGAUACAUGCAUACGAUACUUGUAGAUACGAUUUAGAUACAGACAAUUGCAUUCAUUUGGCAUGUACAGAGAUUAGAGCAGCCAAUCUGAGUGGCGAUUGCAAGUUUUCACAGGAGCUGGGCAGAGGUAACCUGCACAUCUACAACCACAUGGCCGAUUGUACAAAGCGAAGAGCCAUAAAAUCACUUGAAGCUCAUCCAAAAUGCAAGGCAAAUGCAGAACUAUCCGUUUUGAAAGCAUGGGAGAAAUGUAAUACUGAUUAUUCACCAUUUACAACAAUACCAAAAUAA